AUGGGUCAUAAGAAGCCAUAUCUUAAAAAUAUGGCUUCCUCGAACAUUCUCUCAGCCGUUUGCUUCUUGGGAAUAGCCCUAACCCUAACAACCCUCGCUCCUACCACGGCCAUUAUCAGCCCCAAGGACUACGUCGACGCCCACAAUGCGAUCCGUGCGGAGGUUGGCGUUGAGCCCCUCCAAUGGAAUGAAACAUUGGCUACAUAUGCUCAGAAUUACGCCGAAACGAAGAUUGCCUCUUGCGAAAUGGUGCACUCCGGAGGACCCUAUGGCGAAAACCUAGCAGAGGGAUACGAAGAGAUGACGGCAGAGAAUGCAGUGAAGCUCUGGGUUGACGAGAAGAAACAUUACGACUACGAUUCUAAUACGUGUGUAAACGACUCUAGCCAUUGCCUCCAUUAUACACAGUUGGUUUGGAAGAAUACUGAAUCUGUCGGUUGCGCCGAAGUCCUGUGCCACAACAAUUGGGUUUUUCUUGUAUGCAAUUAUUACCCUCCCGGCAACUAUGAUGGACAACGGCCAUACUAA
Cucurbita moschata (crookneck pumpkin) is the source of this 528-nucleotide messenger RNA. Its product is annotated as pathogenesis-related protein 1A-like. The coding region runs from base 1 to 528 and encodes 175 amino acids. Lineage: Eukaryota; Viridiplantae; Streptophyta; Magnoliopsida; Cucurbitales; Cucurbitaceae. The transcript is spliced from 2 exons. Gene Ontology annotation, cellular component: extracellular region. The record is from RefSeq and is a predicted model, not a curated record.